GUGUUUAGUGCCUGUUUUCCUGUAUCUCCUACAGUGUCGCUAUAACAAAUAAUCCUGCAUAAAAAAAUACGAUUAUAAAUGUGAACACAAUAAAGUUUUGUGUCAAUAACCAAGGCAACUUGGCCAAAAGGACCAAGCAGCAUAUAUGCUGGCGAAAAACAACUCGGAACAUUAUCAUUUGGAAGCUUAGAAGGCGUUAAACGCAUUUAAGCCGGGUCAAGUAAGUGGCUGAGAGGACAAAGGACCUCGUUUGGCCUGCGGUCAGUUGAAAAGUCCCGUUGGAGAAACGCAAUCACUAAGAAAUCCCAAGGAUAUCAACCAACAGGGAGUGGAGAAAGAAAUCCAUUUAAACGAUACGGGCUUAGUUAGUGGAAAAGAUGCUGAACAACAUCAUGGUACAGAAUGAGUGACCACGACCACAUCGAUUCGGUUAAUGGCAGCGGGAGUGGGGUGGAUCCCCUCCUGGCACUUCACAACCUGGAGGGCAUCAGUGACAGCGUGGAGCUGCAGUGCCUGGUGCAGGAGCACAUCGAGGCCUCCACCUACGGCAACAAUAGCGACCACUGUCUCACCCAGUUUGACUCCAUCCUAUGCUGGCCGAGGACGGCCCGUGGAACUCUAGCCGUACUCCAGUGCAUGGACGAGCUGCAGGGGAUUCAUUAUGACAGCACCAAAAACGCCACUCGAUUCUGCCACGCCAACGGGACAUGGGAGAAGUACACCAACUACGAUGCCUGCGCCCACCUACCGGAGCCGGCGACAGUGGACGAGUUCGAGGUCAUCGUGGAGCUGCCCACCAUUAUCUACUAUAUCGGGUAUGCCAUCAGCCUGGUGUCUCUUACGCUGGCGCUGAUUGUUUUCGCCUACUUCAAGGAGUUACGUUGCCUUCGCAACACCAUUCACGCCAAUUUGUUCUUCACGUACAUCAUGUCGGCCUUGUUCUGGAUACUCUUGUUAUCUGUUCAGAUCUCCAUCCGAAGUGGACUGGGCACUUGUAUCGCCCUGGUCACGCUUUUUCACUUCUUCACGCUGACGAACUUCUUUUGGAUGUUGGUCGAGGGCUUGUACCUAUACAUGCUGGUGGUCAAGACCUUCUCGGGGGAUAAUCUGCGAUUCAAUAUAUAUGCCUCCAUAGGCUGGGGUGGUCCGGCCUUUUUCGUUGUCACCUGGGCGGUGGCCAAGAGUCUCACGGUUACCUACAGUAGCACCAAAAACUAUGACAUCAGCUGCCCCUGGAUGGAGGAGACCCAUGUGGAUUGGAUAUUCCAAGGUCCUGUCUGUGCGGUGCUAAUCAUUAAUCUCACCUUCCUGCUGCGAAUCAUGUGGGUUCUCAUUACCAAACUGCGCUCGGCCAACACAGUAGAGACCCGCCAGUACAGGAAGGCGGCCAAGGCUCUACUGGUGCUCAUCCCCCUGUUCGGCAUCACCUACCUGGUGGUCCUGGCAGGACCUUCCGAGUCUGGUCUAAUGGGUCACAUGUUUGCCGUUCUGCGGGCCGUUCUCCUCAGCACACAGGGCUUCUCGGUGUCGCUGUUUUACUGUUUCCUCAACUCGGAGGUGCGGAAUGCUCUAAGACACCACCUCUCCACGUGGCGGGACACGCGAAACAUCCAGCUGAACCAAAACCGACGUUACACCACGAAAAGUUUCAACAAGGGCGGUGGCUCCCCUCGUGCCGAAAGCAUGCGGCCACUAACCAGUUACUACGGACGCGGCAAGCGGGAGUCGUGCGUAAGCUCGGCAACCACCACAACGCUGGUGGGUCAGCACGCCCCGCUCACCCUGCACCGCGGCUCCACCAACGCACUGCACACAAUGCCCCACACUCUGGCGGGGAACGCCAUGGGCUCCGGCAGCACUCUGAGCGUCAUGCCGCGGGCCAUCAGCCCUCUGAUGAGGCAAGGACUGGAGGAGAACUCGGUGUAAACGAUUUUAGCCAGGCAACUGCAUCUUAAGAGACUGAACUUUCAUUGAAUUCCAUUUCCAAGUCGGAGAUCUGCGAGUGCGCUUAGUUUAGUUAGUAGGAGACCUAAGUGAGAAGGACGAAGGACGAUGAAAGGACGCAACCAAGUACCAAGCAGAGCAACCACAAACCAAAAACCAACCUAAGCUAAGUCAAUCGUUUUAAACUGUUAAAUGUCGUCUAUUGUGAAAAGCUGAGAGCCCUUCCCCUAACAAAUAAUAUAAAAUAAGAUCCUUUACGCUAAAUGUAUAUCUCAGAAUGUAACUCAAUGUGCAAAUGAAAUCAACAAAAUCUCUGUAUGGAUAGCAAAUCUGAGCAUCUAAAUAAAUGGUCUAUUUACUUCGGUGUA
Drosophila bipectinata is the source of this 2312-nucleotide messenger RNA. It is a transcript of the gene Dh44-R1, whose product is annotated as Diuretic hormone 44 receptor 1. The record is from RefSeq and is a predicted model, not a curated record. Gene Ontology annotation, molecular function: peptide hormone binding; G protein-coupled peptide receptor activity; diuretic hormone receptor activity. Lineage: Eukaryota; Metazoa; Arthropoda; Insecta; Diptera; Drosophilidae. Gene Ontology annotation, biological process: adenylate cyclase-modulating G protein-coupled receptor signaling pathway; cell surface receptor signaling pathway. Gene Ontology annotation, cellular component: plasma membrane.